AGGAUUUCAAUUGCGGAACUGGCAACUUAAUACCCAAACAUAUCGAGCUUUAGGCGCCAGCACGAGCAUGGGAAGCUUUGGUGCAUGCGACGGCUGAUCCAAUUCUAAGAACCGUUUGCGCGCGCGUCCGAGUGGAUUGCCCUGUGAUAGAAACCGGCUCCCUUGCUUUGUGGAUGGCUUCCUCCGAAGUGGACCAGAAGGCCUUGGGCAACUUUGCGGCCAUGACGGGCCUCGAGAACCCGUUCCUGUCCGCGACGCUGUACAAGAUUCUCGGGUUGUCUGUUAUGCUAUCAAAGAAACUCCUCCGUGCACGACGAUUGCGACGUCUGGACCCGACUCGGGAGACCAAAUCGCUUCAUCUUUAUUACCAUAUCAUCUGGCUUUCCCGCGAGGGUCUUUUGAUAUUAGAGGAGUUUGUCCUGCCCCUGGUUGAGGGAUGUAUGGAACUCAAGAUUCUAGCCUACAAGUUGCGCGCCUCCUUCUAUCAUAUAUUCGUCCUGUUUCAGAAUCAGCCUGCUGUCCACACGCCGGGUAUCGUCAGCCUGCCCAGUAGUACACCUCUAUUCAAUGGCGUUACUGAAGCCGAGUCACCAUCCAAAGAUUCCAAUUCGCGAUAUUCAUUCCAGCUGAAGCCCGAUACGAUAACGGUUUCCGGGAAGCCCAGUUCCGCCUCGGAUAGUGCGCCACGAGGCAAGGUUACGCAGGCACCCCCGGGCUUCGCGCCGGUUCAACCGCCCAAGUCGACCUCCUCGUUUCUCCUCCCUGCACUCGACUACACCCCCACAGCUACCGCAUGCUUCAAUCAUGCUGCACUCUUGGCGGAUCAAUUCCUCCCAGGCUCGCACCCACUCCGCCUGUCCAUCAAACUCGAAUUUGCUGCCUACCUCUACGACUGCCUACAUGACGCCCAUGCCUGUCGACGGUUGGCCAAGCAAGCCAUUGCCGAUGUGUACAAUGCGCAGGAGGGCAUGGACGACGAGAGCUUCGAGGAUGCGGCUGAGAUUGUGGGGAUUUUGGGCAAGAUGGUGAAGCGGGGAAGGAACGCAAGCAGUGCGGGAAAUAGCACCACGGCUUUGAAAACACCUCGGGAGGAGCGUAGUGAGGGCACUCGAACGCCGUCCUCUCAGACAACGUCGAAGAAGCCGGCAGCGCGAGUGCCGAAAAGCAGCUCCUCUCCGGCGCGCGCGACCAAACCGACGACUAGCGAGGGCAUGUCACCCGCUGUGCCCGACCCCACCAUGAUGAAUCCCAUAUGAUGCCUUUUUGCUUACAACCUGUAUAUGCUUCUUCUUGGACCUACGGGGGAGUCGCGCAUGGAGCGUUUGGCCUGUAACUUUUACUUGACUUGUACGUGUCUGUAUCAUCUCUGUACGGAGUUGCGGCGAUAGAUUGGAAUUGGGCAUUAGCUCACGAGGAGCUGUGGUCAGUAUGAGCGAUUAAGUGUGAUGAAAAGCUCAGGUGGGAAGGGCAGACCACCAGCCAGUUGUGAUGGUGUAGAUAGAUAGAUCUGUGCGAUACAAAGGAUGUUGUUGAUGUCAUGCACCCCACCCACUUGUGUGUGCUUGUCUGGACAAUAAUGGACCUACACUUGAUACUAGUUACU
Molecule: messenger RNA, 1603 nt
Organism: Aspergillus piperis CBS 112811
Lineage: Eukaryota; Fungi; Ascomycota; Eurotiomycetes; Eurotiales; Aspergillaceae
Gene: erg27
Product: protein erg27
Exons: 2
Coding region: 174-1256 (360 amino acids)
Biological process (GO): signal transduction
Cellular component (GO): cytoplasm
Source: RefSeq, a predicted model, not a curated record